Molecule: messenger RNA, 1720 nt
Organism: Peromyscus eremicus (cactus mouse)
Lineage: Eukaryota; Metazoa; Chordata; Mammalia; Rodentia; Cricetidae
Gene: Slc36a4
Product: solute carrier family 36 member 4
Exons: 11
Coding region: 58-1557 (499 amino acids)
Biological process (GO): L-alanine transport; amino acid transmembrane transport
Cellular component (GO): vacuolar membrane
Molecular function (GO): L-proline transmembrane transporter activity; L-alanine transmembrane transporter activity
Source: RefSeq, a predicted model, not a curated record
CAUGCUCGGCAGUGCGGGCGGCAGAGCGGGCGGCGGCGACCUGGAGACCCCCGAGGGAUGGAAGCGCCGGCGCCGGCGGAGGCGGCGGGAUGCGAGGAGCUCGAUAUGGAUGUGAUGAGGCCCUUAAUAAACGAGCAGAAUUUCGAUGGGACGUCAGACGAGGAGCAGGAACAUACGCUCCUGCCUGUGCAGAAGCACUACCAGCUGGAUGGGCAGCAUGGGAUUUCAUUCAUGCAGACUCUGAUGCAUCUGCUUAAGGGGAACAUCGGGACCGGCCUUUUGGGGCUCCCCUUGGCAAUCAAGAAUGCCGGCAUUGUGCUUGGCCCAAUCAGCCUUGUGUUUAUAGGAAUUAUUUCCGUCCACUGUAUGCACAUAUUGGUACGUUGCAGUCACUUUCUAUGUCAGAGGUUUAAGAAGUCAACGUUGGGGUACAGUGACACUGUGAGUUUUGCCAUGGAGGCCAGCCCAUGGAGUUUCCUUCAGAGGCAGGCAGCGUGGGGCCGGAACGUGGUUGACUUCUUUCUGGUGAUAACACAGCUGGGAUUCUGCAGCGUCUAUAUCGUCUUCUUAGCUGAAAAUGUGAAACAGGUUCAUGAAGGACUCCUGGAGAGCACAGCGUUGGUUUCCAACAGCACAGAUCCAUCUCAGGCAUGUGAGAGAAGAAGUGUGGACCUCAGGGUCUAUAUGCUCUGCUUUCUCCCGUUUAUAAUUCUCUUGGUCUUCAUUCGUGAGCUGAAGAAUCUCUUCAUACUUUCGUUCCUUGCCAACAUGUCCAUGGCUGCCAGUCUUGUGAUAAUUUACCAGUAUGUUGUUAGAAACAUGCCAGAUCCCCACAACCUUCCAAUUGUGGCUGGUUGGAAGAAAUACCCACUGUUUUUUGGUACUGCUGUGUUUGCUUUUGAAGGCAUAGGAGUGGUGCUUCCGCUGGAAAACCAGAUGAAGGAGUCUAAACGCUUUCCUCAGGCGCUGAACAUCGGCAUGGCGAUUGUCACAGUCCUGUACGUCAGCCUGGCCACUCUUGGCUACAUGUGCUUCCGUGAUGAAAUCAAAGGCAGCAUUACACUGAAUCUUCCCCAGGACAUGUGGUUGUAUCAGUCAGUGAAAAUUCUGUAUUCCUUUGGCAUUUUCGUGACCUAUUCAAUUCAGUUCUAUGUUCCAGCAGAGAUCAUUAUCCCUGGAGUCACUGCCAGACUUCAUGCCAAAUGGAAGCGCAUCUGUGAAUUUGGGAUACGGUCCUUCUUGGUUAGUAUCACUUGUGCUGGGGCGGUUCUCAUUCCUCGCCUAGACAUCGUGAUCUCCUUUGUUGGGGCUGUAAGCAGCAGUACGCUGGCCCUGAUCCUGCCCCCCAUCGUGGAAAUCCUUACAUUUUCUAAGGAACACUACAACAUAUGGAUGAUCCUGAAAAACAUUUCCAUAGCAUUCACUGGAGUCGUUGGCUUCUUGUUGGGCACGUAUGUCACUGUUGAAGAAAUUAUUUAUCCAACUACAGUAGCUGGUACCCCACAGAGUCUCUCUCUGAAUGUGAACUCUACAUGCUUAGCACCUGGUUUGAAAUAGUGGAAGAUCUGUGAGCCUUCUGUUAUCAUCCCAAUUCUAACAGCAAUUAAGAACCAGUACAGUGUAUUGCCAUACACCUAAACAUAGUGCCAAACUCUUGUUUUUGUUGGCACAGUAUUGUAAUUGGAUUGUGAACUGGUCAUAUUUUGCAGCUGUGGCAAAU